Fonticula alba is the source of this 762-nucleotide messenger RNA. RefSeq lists its product as hypothetical. The coding region runs from base 270 to 602 and encodes 110 amino acids. The record is from RefSeq and is a predicted model, not a curated record. Lineage: Eukaryota; Rotosphaerida; Fonticulaceae. The transcript has a single exon.
AUGGGCUCCGAAAGGACAUCGCCCUUCCGUCCUUCCGUCCUUCCGCCCGCCCGCCUGAAAGGACGCCCAGGCCCACAUAGCGCGCUGAGUUACCUACAUGUAGUUAAGCAAUGUGAUGAUGGGAAGAAGGCAGAUGACAUGCCGUGGCCCGAGCGCACGAGUGGCAGCUGGCCCCCGUUGUUCGCGCGAAAGUCACGCCCUCCGGGACGGCCUACCAUGGGCUUCGGAGCACCUGCGUGAGAAGGAUCCCGGCCCCGGCAGGUUGCACGAUGUCCACACGCCGGCGCUGUGACAGAUUCACGCCGGAGACAACAAUGAUGGUCCCUGCCCCGCGCUCUCCCUUAUUGGCCUCGCCGCCGGGGCCUCCGCGACAAGCGAUCGAGCGGGGUGAUCGGCCGGGCCUGGGGCAGGGCGGGGGCCGCCACUUUCGGUGUGUGUGUCAGCCGAGCCGAGGUAAAAACCCCCAUGUCUGGCUCGGGCGUCCCGGCCGGGGCGUGAAAAUCGCCCUCGCCUCUUGGCCAGGCGCGGCCACACCCCCGGGCCCCUUGCCCGGGGUGGCAGCGAGGGAGAGGCUUCCCGGAAGGGGGGCGCCGGGGGGUUAAUGAUGGCUGGUCCUAUCGCAUUAAGCGCCGGCACAGGGAUGUGCGAAAUAGUGAACGGAGCGACAAGGCAGCUGGCGAGGAAAAAAAAAGAGACAUGACAAGAUUCCGACCUGCUGUCGAUGGGUCACAUCUCGAGCGAGAGAGAGGGGGGGGGGGGGCG